AUGUCACCAAGAAAAAUCCAUGUUUCUUCUAACAGCCAAGAUUUUCAUACUAAAAACAAUUUAGUUUUUAAUAGAAAAAUACUAUUAGCUCAGUAUCAAGCAGGAAUUGCACCAGAAACUUAUAGACAAGGUUUAUUGAAAUGCAAUGAGAUUAACCGUGAAAAACUUGAUAAUAGUAAAUUAGUUAGAACAAAAAACCCUAGAUAUACUGGGGCAUCAAAAACGAUAUUAUUAAAAAACGCACUGAUCUUGGAUGGUGUGAGUGAUGAUGCAAUCGAAAGUGAUUUAUUAAUGCAGGAUGGUAUAAUUAAAAGUAUUAGUAGAGAUGAAAUUAGUAAUUAUCUAAAGAAAAUGAAAGAGACGCAACAAAAAUUUAAUGAUGAUGAAAUUAUUAUUAUCAAUCUUAAGAGGAAAUAUGUCUCUCCUGAUUCUUGGCCUUAUUUAAAUUCAAACAGAGAUUACAAUGAAUGGAAUGAAAUGAUUACACCUUAUGUACGUGCCAAGGAUGGAUUAAAUCCAAAUGAUCCUGCAAUUAGAAUUGUGGCUUCUGGUGGUGUUACAACUUCAUUGGUUUUGCCUGGAAGUUCUAACGUAAUGGGUGGUGAAGGCUAUGUUAUAAAGAUGCGAUUGGUUGAUACACUUUCAGUUGAUGAUAUGAGUAUUAAUGCAAACAUAAAUCCUGAAGAAGAACAUAAAUGGAGAUGGCUGAAAAUGACAUGUGGUGAAAGUCCAAAGCACGAUUAUGGUGGUAAACGUUAUGCUCCACGCACUAGGAUGGGAAUAGCAUGGCUAUUUCGUAGAAGUUUUUCAGAAGCACUCAAAAUAAAACAAAGUCAAGAUAAUUGGUGUAAUUCAGCAAGAAGACUUGGCGGUAGUGAACAAUUGAGCACCAAUUUUCCAGAGGACCUGAAGUAUGAAAGUUUGAUUGCUUUGUUAAGAGGCGAUGCUAAAUUAAAUGUUCAUUGUUAUGAGGUUGCCAUACAUCAUGCAUCAGACGCUUACCGUAUUCCAGAAAUAAUUAAACGUGGAAAUGGUAAUAUCACUGUUGCCUUAUUUUCAGAUUUAUGGGGCUCUAAAAAAGAAUCCUUUGGUGGUAGUACAAAAGGACCAAAAAUAUUGGCAGAUAACAACAUUUUAGUUUCUUUAAUAAGUAAUCACCCUGUUAUAAAUGCUCAAACAUUUGUUUUUGAGGCUGCUAAAGCUCAUUAUUAUGGAUUGAGUAAAUCACUUUCAAUUGCUGCCAUAACCUCUGUACCGGCUAAUUCACUUGGUUUAGGUCAUCGCAUUGGACAAGUAUACAUAGAUGGUAUUCCACAGUUUGAUGCAUCGAUUUCUCUCUUAGAAAAUUCUACCACUAAAAAUCUAACUGAAAAUAAAAAAAUCAAUAACCACCAAAUAACUAAUGAUGAUAAAGUUAAAUCGCGUACAGUCUCGUCAAUUAUUAUUAAAAAUAUCGGGAAAGUGUUUAUUAAUCAAGAUUACAUUAUUGAUUCAACAAAUCUAUUAAGAAAUGAAACUAUAAAUAUUAUAAUUAAAGAUGGUAUUGUGGAUUGUAUUGGAUCGGAUUGUAAAGAUCCAGAAGAAAUUUCAUUAUUUGAAAUCGUGGAUUUAUGUGGUGGUUAUGUACUCCCUGGAAUUACUGCAGUGGGAUCUGAUCUCGGAUUAAGAGAAAUUAUGCAAGAAGAAAGUACAUCAGAUGGAGAAGUCGAAUUCUCUGGCAAUCCUAACGAAAUUAUAUACGCAUUAGAUGGAUUGAAAUUGGGCGGUAAACAUUUGGACGUAGCAUAUAAAGCUGGAAUAUUUAACGUAAUAACAUCGCCAAUCUCUACUAAAGGGUUAAUAUCUGGAGUUUCGGUUGCUUUUAAAACAGGAGCAAGUAAAAUUAUUGACAAAGAAGCAAUUAUUAAAGAAGCUACUGCGUUACAUGUCCAUAUUGGAUCAAAACACAAGAGCAAAUAUUUACCAACAAUUUCAAGUCAAAUAUCAACAUUACGUAAAUUAUUGUUGUUGUUUAGAAAUAACAACGAUGUUGAUGAUAUUUUUAAAUAUAUAAUAAAUGGAAAAAUUCCAUUAGUAGCUGAGGUAGAUAAUAAAGACGAGAUAUCAGCAUUAAUUAAAUUGAAAAAACAUAUUAAAGCACAUGGCGGUGAUAUUAAUUUAGUCAUAUUAGGUGGUAGUGAAUCACAUUUGGUAGCAAAAGAAUUAUACGAAGAAAACGUUUCGGUGAUACUGAGACCAACAAGACCAACACCUAAUACAUGGUCAACAAAAGAUGUUUUAAUUGGUAAACCAAUAACAAACAGAACAUGUAUUGAAAUAUUACAUGAACACAAAGUUAAAAUAGGAAUAGGAGUAAGUGAUUCGUCAUUAGCGAGGAAUUUGGUGUGGGAUGCAGGUUGGGUAUUUAAAAAUAGUAAUGGAUUAUUUAAAGAAAAGGAAAUCAAUACUAGAAAAAAUGGGUUGAUUAAUGGUAAUGCAGCAAGUUUUGUUGCUUAUGAUGGGAAUCCUUUUAGUAUGGAUGCAAAG
Molecule: messenger RNA, 2526 nt
Organism: Entrophospora sp. SA101
Lineage: Eukaryota; Fungi; Glomeromycota; Glomeromycetes; Entrophosporales; Entrophosporaceae
Source: the annotation of a GenBank genome assembly